Armigeres subalbatus is the source of this 4503-nucleotide messenger RNA. It is a transcript of the gene dpp, whose product is annotated as protein decapentaplegic. The record is from RefSeq and is a predicted model, not a curated record. The coding region runs from base 1887 to 3407 and encodes 506 amino acids. Gene Ontology annotation, molecular function: growth factor activity; cytokine activity. The transcript is spliced from 3 exons. NCBI's taxonomy places the organism in Eukaryota, Metazoa, Arthropoda, Insecta, Diptera, Culicidae. Gene Ontology annotation, cellular component: extracellular region.
AGCAACAGUACCACUAUCAUCAUCAUCAUCGUCGUCUUCAUCAUCAUCAUCAUCAACGGUAGCAGAGCAGCAACCGCAAAAGUUUGAAACGAGAGCCUCCUCCAGCCAGCCGGAGGCAAAUCCAGUCCCAGAUAGCUGGCUUAACCUGGCCUGGCCGCUGCUGCUGUCACAGUGGUAGUAGCAGAUAUUUAGUCGUCGAGCAGCUUUUAGUUGAACCAACCAGUUGCUUGUUAGUGACUUGCUGCGACUCCUUCGUUCCUCAAAUGUGUUUUCGCAUCUGCAUGUGGCGGUGCAAGAAUUGUUGCUAAUUAGUAUGGAUUUUUCGGAAGAAAUGUGACGGUGAUUUGGUUUUUCGAAUCUCAGUUCGAAGUGUGAAGUUGAUUAGAGUUACAGACUUGUGCAGACGGCAAUGGUACGAAACUAGGCUAUUCGAUUCGCAUUUCAAGUGGCACAAGAGGAUAUUUUUCUUUCAGAUUGCUAAUACCAACCUGAAGAUCGUGUUCCAAAGAGCCAAUUGAAGAAACAAAACUCCGGAAACGGUACAAGUUUUUUCUUCAUUUCUUUCUUUUCCAACAACCGAGUGCCUGUCCGACGACGUCUUUUGCGAAACAAGAUCCAAAGGAAACGGUCGCGCGCGCUCCUCGUGGUACAAAACCGGAGAUAUGUUAUCUUCGCCAGUCGGAUUGCAAUCGUGAUAACAACGUUUAAGAAAAGAGUGACAGAUAAUCAAUAAAGUAAGUGAGAGCAAAAAAAUGCAACGAAACAUAGGAAAGGUAAAUUGUUACAAAUUCAGAGUGUGCACAAUGUCUUUUGCGAAACAACCUCAUGUUGAUGUGUCUUGGUGCGAGUGGUCCUAGAGGUUUCCUCGCUGGAAACAGUGCUCGGGAAGGUUGUGCUGGAGAAGAUUCCGUUUGAGAAAAGUGACGAGAAGAAGAAAAAGAAGAAAAGUGAUUGGCGCAGUGCGUUUCAUGUAUACGAUCGAGAUCCUCGACAUAACUUUGCGACAACGAAGGAAUGUCUGAUAAAAUACAAGUUUAAGCAGCAAAAAUAUAUGCCACAAUUAAGAAAACGAAUAACAUACAUUCAAGAAGUGCAAGAAGCUUGAAUGAAAACAAGAAAGGAGAGUAUAAAAUAUUUAUAUAAAAAUUAAGCAGAAGAAGCGGAGAGAUAAUCAAAACGCGACAACCAGUUGGAGGGAAUGAAAAAAUAGCAAAUAAGAAGAAAUAGAAGAAAAAGCUAUCAGCGAUCGGACGAGUGAGCAUAGUUGGCGUAAGAUAAAACAAACCAACUGCGGGCGCAUUUCCGAGGUCUUAACGGUAGGAUCUUGCCUGAGGUCGCAUCCCUCUUCCCCUCCUCACGAACCACAUUGAAGAAAAAAGAGUGAAAUUCGGUUACCAUCGGCCAGAGAGAUAAUAAAUAUUUUCCAUACGCCGAGUGAUUCGUGGUAAUGAAAACUUGUAACCGUUUCGGUCGUAUCUUGACCAGUGUCACCUUAAUCGCACUGAUUAUCAUCUCGUGAAUACAGUGUCAUUGUGUUGGUGGAUCAGGAGAUAACGACGAUAGCGAUCAUUGCUUUUGUAGUGGUGGAUGUUGUGACGAGCGUGAAAAUACCAGCGUUUGUGUGUUGUGUAACGUGAUUUGAGUGUCUCGUACGUGUUUUGAAAAACCUAGUGCGGAUUGUCGUGCAAGUUUCUGGGGGGUUUGAAGGUCAUCGUGUUCCCAAUAGUGAGCCACGCGGAUUGGGUGGUUUGGUGUUGUUGUGAUCUGGUUGGGUACAAAAAGAAAACAAACUGAGCAAAGAACAACUCUAUUUGGAGCAAAUAGCAACAGCCGAUCUGAAGGAGCAAAUUUAUUUAUUUGAACCGAAAUUAGCUGCAAACACGAACAUGCACGCGUGGCUUUAUGUCCUCGCGGUGCUGGCGAUUCUACAGGGUGUAACGCAAGUCGCUAGCACCGGCGAUAAACCAUCAGCAUCCACUUCCUCGUCGUCGUCAUCAACAGCAAUCAGCAGUAUCAGCAGACCGGAUGAGCUCUCAGAAAAUCGUCGGCCGGCGGCAAGUGAUGAUAGUGUGGCGAAAAGUGAGUCAAAGAUGGACCAAGAUAGUUUAGAACGGCCGGCGGUGGUCGGGGAGUUGCACCUGCAGCUCGAACCGGUCGGCCCCCACGGUGAAGCCAGCGACAGCGAGGUGGCGGUGAGCGAUGGAAAUAGUGAUAGUGAUAACAGUCUAGAUAUUAGUGGUAGUAGCACGAGCAGUAGUAGCAGCAGUCAUGGUAGUCAUAGUAGUGAUAGUGAUAGCAUUAGCAACAGUAAGCCCGAUCCUGAAACGCUAGUCGAAAUCGAGAAGAAUCUCCUAAGUCUGUUCGGUUUUCCCAAGAGACCAAAAAUUGAUAGAUCUAAGGUGGUGAUACCGGAGGCGAUGAAGCAGCUGUACCGCGAGUUCAUGGGCCACGAUCUGGUCGACUCGGUCAACGUGCCAAAGGAGGGCCUCAACACGCGCAACGCGAACACGGUGCGGAGUUUCACGCACGAAGAAAGCCAUAUAGACGACCGCUUCAUGCACCAUCAUCGCUUCCGGUUGAUGUUCAACGUGUCCAAUAUCCCUCGAAACGAGAAACUACGGGCAGCGGAAGUCACGCUGCAUCGUGAUGCCAUCGAGGAUCUCCGGGCGCGAACCGUCCAGCACCAGAUCCUGGUGUACGAUAUCGUUCGGCCGGGAGUCAAAGGCAAACGGGCGCCAUCUUUCCUACUGAUCGAUUCCAAAACGGUCAAAAUUAACGAAACGGGCCCGAUUAGCGUGGAUGUUCUGCCCGCCGUCGAACGGUGGCUACGAUCACCGAAGCAGAACCACGGCCUCUUCAUUCAGGUCACCAACAAAAGUAAGCGAAAACCCCAGACCACACCGGAGCACCAUCACGUGCGACUGCGACGAAGUGUGGACGAAAGCCACGACAAGUGGUCCCAUAAGCAGCCCCUGCUGUUUACCUACACGGAUGACGGUCGGCAUAAGCAGCGGCCCAUCCAGGAAGCCAUUAACAACGCCAACCGGGCACGGCGGGCGCCAUCACGGAACCGCCGAAGGAAGAACGGCAGCGAAACCUGCCAGAGGCGGCCUCUAUACGUGGACUUCAGCGACGUAGGAUGGAGCGAUUGGAUCGUAGCCCCUCCGGGUUACGAAGCGUACUACUGUCACGGAGACUGUCAGUUCCCCAUCGCUGACCAUCUCAACACGACGAAUCACGCCAUCGUGCAGACAUUGGUCAAUUCGAUCAAUCCCAGUCUGGCACCGAAGGCGUGCUGCGUCCCGACGCAGCUCUCGUCCAUCUCGAUGCUCUAUCUAAACGAGCAGAAUAAGGUCGUCCUGAAAAACUACCAGGACAUGACUGUAGUCGGAUGCGGGUGCCGUUGAGCCCCCGGCCAAUUGUACAUUUCACACCCCCUCCCCCCUGUAUUAUAGCAAAGUAUCCUCUUAAAGAAGAUACCGACAAAUAUAUAGUAGUAUAAACUAGAUUCGAUGUUGAACCGGCCGGGCCGUUGCUUACACAACUCAACCUUCUUAUCUAAUGUCAUGUAAAUUUUUUUACUCCUAAGUGAACAAAGAGGUUAGGGAACGAUCAAGUCGAUUGCGUUGACGAGUGAGUGAGUUAGUGCGUGCAUGUGUUGAGCGUUUUUGGGAAAUAAACCCAAUAGGUGUUAGACUCCGUAAGCUCUAGGAAACAACCCCAGUGUGUUGAUGAAAAGGAAAAAAAAUACGAAUUGUACAAAUUGUACAAACAACCAAUUGAAUGUUUAUUGCUGUGCGAGUGCACGCUUGAUUGGAAUCGUUACGGGCGGAGCAGAAACAAAGCCCCAGGCCAUGAUGCAACCAAGGCAGCUCGUGUUAGCCAGAACUCGCACGCAGAUAGGCAAGGAAACCUGUUUUGUAAAUAUACGUCCAUGCUAAACCCGCUAGCUAAUAUAUAAAUUUAACUACGAUCCAAGCUACCACUGUACAAAUGAAGUAAAGCUACCCCCGAGACACUUAACUACACACGACGAAUGAAUCACUCCCAAUAAAUGUGCUGUUGUGAAGCUGGAAAAGCUGCAGGAUAGGAUUGUAAAAAAAACUUUUACUCGUACACAGGAGAGCAAUAGUGCGGAAGAUGGUUGUUUAUAAUGUAAACGAACAAUAUUUGUUGGAGCAUUAUGUUUUAUUUAUUUAGUACGGUUAGACAGAGGGCAUAUCCUAAAAUGUUGUUUUGACUAUUAUUGGAGUCGAUCGAAGUUAAGAAGCAAGUCAUUUUAUGUUGUAAAAUAGAAAAGAGAGUGAUUGAUACAUGCAUGAGCGCACGAGGGAUGGAACAUAAGCUGUAUGCUCUUGAUACGGUACAAGUCUAUUGUUUCUGUGUCCUUUUCUUUGUAAAUUUGUGUAAUAUACUAGUACCUGUAUUUUGAGGAAAAGUAUUUAUUUAAUAAAUGGUCGAAAAUUGAGAGAAGAAUAAAAUUUGUAAAAGUCGUAUAUUAAA